Molecule: messenger RNA, 849 nt
Organism: Komagataella phaffii GS115
Lineage: Eukaryota; Fungi; Ascomycota; Pichiomycetes; Pichiales; Pichiaceae
Exons: 2
Coding region: 1-849 (282 amino acids)
Molecular function (GO): hydrolase activity, acting on ester bonds
Source: RefSeq, a predicted model, not a curated record
AUGGGAGAGCUAUCUGAUGCCCAUUGCCAUGCGACAUCAGGUCUAGAUGUAGAAAAAUUAGUAAGUAUUUUAAAAGCUAGAAACUUCAAUUGUUGUUUAAUGUCAACUUAUUGGAGAGACUGGGAGUUAAUACAGCGAGUGAGGCCUUUGCGCACAUUACUGAAAAGCCAGGGAAUUCACCCUUGGUUUAGCCAUUUAUAUCGAGUAGAUAAAACUUUGAGCAAAGCGGAGCAUUACAUGACAGCCAUAUCAGGAGCCAAUGGAGAUACAAAGUCGUUUCAGAUUUUGCUGGAUUUGUUGCCAGAGCCUAUAGACCUAAGUUUGGAUGAACUGGCUACUGACUUCGAAAUUCUCGGUUUGACUAAAUUUAGAGUGGACAUCGACCAUCAAAAGAAAAUCUUAGGCAUCUUCCUGGAAUUGGCCUACAGAAAAAGGGUUCCUGUAUCUGUUCAUUGUGUCAAAGCUCAUGGCGCUCUGUUGGACCAGGUACUAAAAGUUUAUGCACGAGACGACUCGGCGAUAUGUCUUCACUCUUAUAACGGCCCCAUUUCUCAGACACACCAAUGGCUGAAGAAGUUUCCUAAUAGUAUUUAUUUCUCCUUUCCAUUAUUCACUAUAGUUGAAGAGGAGCAAGCCCAAAAGUACAGAGAACUACUGAAGGUAAUCCCUAUUGAUAGGGUUCUAAUUGAAACAGACCGAGCCAUCGACUCAUAUGAUUCUGCAAAUGCUCAUUAUCAGGACUUGAAAAAGUCAGCCCAGUUACUAGCUAGAUUUACUGAUAGAUCUUAUGAGGAAGUGGAAAGGAUUUUGGAAAGAAACUUUGCUAGAUUUGUAAAUAGAUGUGAUUAG